AUGGCUAGCAAAAUCGUCCUCAUCACCGGUGCCAAUACUGGGAUCGGAUUCCAGAUCGUCCGCGCUCUGUGCAGCUCCAACCAAGCCUACAGCAUCAUCGUCGGCGGCAGAUCCACCCUCAAAGUCCAGCAUGCCAUCCGCGCCAUCGAGUCCGAAUUUCCCAGCACUGCUAGCCAGCUUUUUCCGCUGGAAAUCGACAUUGAGCAUGACGAUCAGAUCCAGCGCGCAUUCAGCGAGGUACAGGCCAAGUUCGGCCGUCUGGACGCCCUUGUCAACAAUGCCGGGGCCUCCUUCGACCUUGAUCCGACCACUGGUACCAUGACCGAACGCGACAUGUGGAAUAAAACCUGGAACGUCAACGUCGUCGGCACUCACAUGCUCACCUCCACCUUCGUCCCGUUACUCCUCCAAAGCACCGACCCGCGUGUCCUCUUCAUCUCCUCCGGUACAUCUAGCCUCACCGGGACCGACAACCGCGCCCUCGCGAUCAACCAGUUCCCGGCCAAGGGAUGGCCGAAGGCACCGGGAUUCAGCUUCCCCGCCUACCGUAGUUCCAAGUGCGGCCUGAACAUGGUGAUGAGGGAGUGGGACCGGAUAUUGAAGGAGGAUGGCGUUAAGGUCUGGGGUAUCGCUCCGGGGUUCCUGGCAACGGGACUGGCCGGUGUCGGCGAGGAGGAGCUCAAAAAGAGGGGAGCAGGAGACCCAGCGGUUGCAGGACCGUUUAUCCGGGCUGUGCUGGAGGGAGAGUGGGAUACAGACGUCGGGAGGGUUGUGAGUCGAAACGGAGUGCAGCCGUGGUAG
Molecule: messenger RNA, 801 nt
Organism: Aspergillus clavatus NRRL 1
Lineage: Eukaryota; Fungi; Ascomycota; Eurotiomycetes; Eurotiales; Aspergillaceae
Product: putative short chain dehydrogenase
Exons: 2
Coding region: 1-801 (266 amino acids)
Cellular component (GO): intracellular anatomical structure
Molecular function (GO): oxidoreductase activity, acting on NAD(P)H, oxygen as acceptor
Source: RefSeq, a predicted model, not a curated record